AUGGUAGACAGUAUGUCGCAGGAUGCUGAGUCCUUUGAAAUGCUGAAAGCACUGUACGACUUUACCGCCGUUUAUCCCAAGACGAUCAGCUUCGACGAGGGCGAGUACUUCAUAUUGCAUCAGACGAGCGCCCGUCAGCGGAACUGGUGGCAGGUGGUCAGCAUGAAGGGCAACAUCGGAUUCGUCCCGUCGAACUACGUGAUGAAGCUGAAGGUGAAUCCACUCUUCCUAAAUGGUUUCCUGGAAUCGAGCAUAGAAUCGUUACGGCUUUCAACGGAGAAGGAAAUCAACGGUAUCAUCGGCCGGGAGGAACUGAUCAGUCGGUUGGUUGAGAAGAAGCGAAUGCUUGAAAAGCUGCUGAAGUAUGAACUGUCUGACAGCGAAUCCGAACCGCCAUCACCGAUAAAAAUGAGUAAUGGACACAUCAAACAACACGAUGGUGGUUACAGUGGAGAUCGCAGUGCACAGCUAAAGAAUGGCCCGCAGCGGCACUCACCACCCGUACCGGCAGAUCAGCAUCAAUCAACAGCAAAGAAGUCGAAGUCUAGCCCUGCCGUCGGUGAAGCUCAAGCUGCAGUUCCGCCACAAUUUAUCCAGGAAAGUCCCAGCACAGGUCUGCUGGCGGCGACGAAACAUUCGCAGCCUGAGGAACCCCAGAUACCGGUGGUGGUGUGUUCCACCAGCUCGACCCAGGAACCGAGCAGUACCCUGUCCGAAUUGUCGUCCGUGUCGUCUGAGCAGACGGAACCGACGAGCAAUAAUACUGCCACAACCGGUACGCUCACCGAGACGAGCGAUGAAAUAACGGCCAUCUCGCGUAUCGACGACCGUGCCCUGCCGGGUGAGGAACCGUCCGCUUCCGGCACGAUGCCAACGGAGGCGGAAAAUCAAACCGAUCACGAGCUGAACGAGCUGGAAACGACCAACAAUGAUGAUGUGACGGUGAGCGAGAAUGAACCGCAACCUUGCUCGGUGAAGGAACCUCAUGGAAUGGGUGAAGGCGAUGAAAAUGGUGGCGCAAAUGAAGCUGGUGUACCGCUGGUGGUGGAAGCGACGACGGAUGGUAGAGACGAUGGAACUUUGGCAAGCGACACCGAGCGUGAGGCAGGUUCCGGUGCGGAGUGUGGAGAGAGCAGUGUCGCCACGGGCGAUGACGCCGAACCGGCGGAAGAUCUCGACAAGCAGCCACCCGCGAAGGUGGACGCAUCGGAGGUGUACCAGAUUGUGGACGCGAUUCGGAAGAGUUCGAACCUUAGCUACGAGCUGUCCUGCGUCGCUCUGCGUGUCGUGUUGAGCGAGCUGGUGGUGUUGCUGCCACCGGCCGUCGUGCGACAUCUAGAGCCAGUCGCGGUCCAUCUCGCUGCACCGUUCGAUGUGUCUGAUGCUCUGCUAGGCAAAACACACGAUGCACAUCGGUUGCGACUAAUCUUUGGCGAGCUAUCGGACUGUAAGAAUGAUUCCGAGCAGCGCACGUGGAUGCUGCAUGAGGAUGAAGCCGACAUUAGCCAGUAUCUGACCGAGCUGAUCCGCAUCCUGACCGAUGCAGAUCCGAAGAUAUGUCGUGGCGAAAUGGCUUGUGACCAGUACCAGAGCAUCAUCAACCUGGUGCUGUACUACCAGAUGGAAACACGCUGGUCCAUCAGGAAGUUGCUGCUGGCGGCGUUCCGGGCAAUGUGCCACCUGGACUACACGACGGUCGACAUACUGCUUGGUUCGGUUUUACCGCUCGAGCUCGUGCAGGAUAUGGUGUCGAAUCCGCGCAACAUCGAAAAGCUGCAAGAACUCGCUAAUAUGCUUAUCAUCAUCUUUUCGAUCGGUCGCCGGAUGCCAAUCAAUCAGCAAGAUCAUUUACGUGCGGAUUUUAUUAUCUUUUUGCUGAAUAUUAUCGAAACACCGCCGGAAACCGACGUCCAGGAGAUGCUACCAGACAUUAUGAUAAACUUGAUACUCUCCUUCAAUCUGCAGUUUGAAAACUUUGCCGAAAAUGUUGUGCUCGAAGCGAUGGAACAGUUCAAGACGGCGAAAACGUUCACCGAAAAGAUCUUACUGUUGAUCAAUCGUGAAGAGGAUCCAGUACACACUUUAAAGCACACGCCGAUGAAUAUAAAUCCGGUGCUGAAGAUGCUUGUCGAUCUCUUUAGCCGACCAGAAACAGCCUCAAUUUUCUACACUAACGAUAACAAGGUGUUGAUUGAUAUUUUGGUACGGCAGCUGUCCGAUUUGUCUGCAGGUGAACCGAUUCGCAAGUGGUACCUGGAGCUGUGCAGAAAGAUAUUGCGCAACACCAACUAUCCGGAGCACCAGCAUCGAAAGCAGGACCUGAUGAAGAUCUUCACCCGCAUCUUCUGCGAAGAGACGGAGUGUAGUGCGAGCGAUCAGCAGAUCGUACGCGAAAUAGCGAACGAAUUUCCUCAAAUCUUCAAAGCAUGA
Messenger RNA from Anopheles marshallii, 2430 nucleotides. Its product is annotated as NCK-interacting protein with SH3 domain. Gene Ontology annotation, biological process: endocytosis. The transcript has 8 exons. Gene Ontology annotation, molecular function: Arp2/3 complex binding; protein binding. NCBI's taxonomy places the organism in Eukaryota, Metazoa, Arthropoda, Insecta, Diptera, Culicidae. The record is from RefSeq and is a predicted model, not a curated record. Bases 1 to 2430 code for a protein of 809 amino acids.